UGGUAAAGCAGGUCAGUGGGCGGUAAGGGGAGCCUGGCUGUGAGGAUAUCCAGAUUGCUGCUGACUUGCAGGAUAGAUGCUGACUCACCGACGACUGCUUCCAAACUCCGCCUGUAACGACAUCUUUCCCAGAGUUAUUGAAGACCCUGUCCUAGUAUGUCUCCGUGGCAUCUCUUGGACCUGGCCUGCUUGGAGUGAGAACGCAAUAUGUCUAAAAGGACAGCUGCCGGGAAAAAAAGUAAAAGAAAAUGUCAAGUGAGACUUUAUGCAAAUCAUUGUCCUUCUGAUUGCCACAUUGCAAGUAACCCUGAAAAUGGGAAGACCUACUCUUCGUUUGGCAGUGUGUGUGCUGGUGAAGACCUGCUUGCUGAGAGCAGUGACAAUGGAGUUCUUUAUCUGAAUCCUCAAACACCAAACUGGUCUCUCUUGGAGAGGUUUGCUGAGCUUUCAGCCGAUGAGGUAGACAUCCCUGAGAAGCAAGUCCACAGCGGAACCACGUCACCAUGUUCCAAAUAUGACAAGACCAAGAAAAGCCCUUCGGCCAAGAAGUCACCGAGGAAAUGUAAAGAUGACAACGUCCCGCGCCUUUUGGUUGCAAUGAAAAGACGGGAUGCAGUGGAUACUGAGGACCGUCCCUUCAAAUGCACACACUGCCACUGGGCUUUCAAGAAACGCUGCAACCUGCAGAGCCACUUACAAACACACUCUGGCCUCAAACCGCACGUGUGCGAUAUAUGUGGCAAGGCUUACUCACACCAGGGCACGUUGCAGCAGCACAAGCGUCUGCACACUGGGGAAAGACCAUAUCACUGUCCCUUCUGCGACAAAACAUACAUCUGGUCCUCAGAUUACCGCAAGCACAUCCGCACGCACACCGGCGAGAAGCCCUACAUCUGUGAAACCUGCGGCAGGGACUUCAUCCGCUCCUCUGACCUGCGAAAGCACGAGCGCAACAUGCACACCAACAACAAGCCUUUCCCGUGUGUGCACUGCGGCAAGACCUUCAACAAACCCCUCUCCCUCAAGCGCCACGAGCGCAAGCACCUUGGGGAAAAGCCCUUCUCCUGCCCAGACUGUGGGAAAACAUUCGCCCUCGCCAGCCGCAUGGCCGAGCACCAGAAAGUCCACAUGGGAGUGCGGCCGUUUGUCUGCUCCGUGUGCUCCAAGUGUUUCACCAAGUCCUCCAACCUGACGGAGCACAUAGCCAUUCACAGCGGAGUGCGGCCUCAUAAGUGCGGAGAGUGCGGCGUGGCGUUCGCCAUGGCCUCCCGCCUGGUGCGCCAUCAGUUCGUCCACAACAACCAGCAGCCGCACAGCUGCACGGGCUGCAGCAAGAACUUCAGCCACCUCACGCAGCUGAAGCUCCACCAGGAGCAAACCUGUGCUGGGAGGAUCUUUGUCUGCGUAGAGUGCGACAAAUCCUUCCAGUGUGCCACAAAACUCGCACAGCAUUUGGUGGAACACAAAGAGAAAAAACUAUGAUGCUGAUUAACAGAUGGUCUCAUUGAGGUUUGACCUCUGUGUCAGAAAUCUUUACUCAGUAUUGGUUGACCUCAGUACAACAUUGUAAGAUUUAUUUUAUUUUUAUGAUUACUGCUAUGUAGACACCGGACCUGCAUGAGAGUAGAAGACUCAUGUCCCACAGAGCCAUGAAACGUACAGGGUUAUUUUGUUUUUACUUCUUUGUUUCAGUGUCAGAUCAUCAAACACACUUUAAUGUUAGAUAAAGAUAAAAAAAAACGUCUCAAGGAUUCAGUUUAUCAAGGAAAACAUUAUCCAAACCAACCAGGCCCUUUAUGGAAAUGUAGCAAACUCUAAAUCUAAUAACUAGUUGUUCCUCAAAGGGCAUUAAGAGACUGGCAAUGAGUCUCUUGAUGCCGUCUUUUCUUUUCAGAAUUGUUGGAUUUUUUUUGUUUAAUGGCUCUAGUUAUCUUUAUUUCUAGUUUUUUUUAGCACUUUACUAAUGUGCCAGUCUUUGCCCCAGAAUUGUUUUAAUUAAACAAAUCAGAGGGGAUUUCAAACAGCAAUAAAGGGACCAGCAAUGUUCACAACAUCUCAACUGGAUUAAGGUUCACAUAUCUCCAAAACAACUUUUUCUUUUUAUAGCAACUCAGAGGUGCACUUUGUGACCCAAGUCAUGACCCAAGUCCUAUUGCGGCAAUGAAAUAAAAAAAAAGUAGUUCAUCACUGUUAUGUCACCAUUUAACAGAGAAAAUAGCUUUUUCACAUAGAGCCAGAGUGAUUUGCAUGGCCUCUCUUGCUUUAUAUUAUGAAAUCAUUUGAAAACAGUUUCUAACAAUUUAACCAGGUUGUUCUUGCUUGAUUAAUAUAUUCUGAUUAUCUGGAAUAUUUAAGUCAGACGGGAAAGCAAAUUUAGAAAAAAAUGUAAGAGAAAAUACUUUUCCCACACUGUAUAUGUGACUACACUGUUUGUAUUUAUAAUUACAGUUAGCUGAGAGUUAAACCCUCACACAUUCUUCCCCCACGGAGCUGGGUUCCCAUGAGAAUGUCGAGGGCUAAAAAUUUCCACCAACACGGCUCUGAUAUUGGAGCCGACAGUGAUGUGAAACCGGUUACAGACGUGUUAGGCUUUUAUUAAAGUGAGAAUUCAAAUGUAACUGAUAAUAUGCACGACUUUGCCGCUUUACAUUUUGGCGCAGCAGUAAAGUAGCGGCAGCUGACUGACAGACUUGACUUUGAAUGAUUUGUACUGGCUUUCAGCAUGGUGUCAUUUCCUUCUCCUGCGUCUAAAAAUAUAUGAAAAAUAAAACUCUCCACGCUGCAGUUUGUGAGCAGCAACAGCAGCGGUCAUAUAAAGCAAAACCAAGACGUACAGUAGCUGUUAAGGUGUACAAUCUCCUUCAAACUUACAUUUUGUUCUCCCAUUAACUGGAAAGUGAAGGGCUUCCUCUUGUUGUGGUGGGAAGCUACUGCAAUAUACCUGAAACUCUACAUGUGCUUUUUUUCACAAACUGAGACACUGACAUGGUUUCCAUGUUACGGAAGUGGACAGCAAUACAAAGAAAAUGCAAGCUAGCACUAGAAUCACUGCACAGCUAGCCAUAGCCAGUAGCUGGACAGUAGUUACACAGUAGUUACACUAAAAAAUUCGCUUAAGCCAUUGCUGCAAAGGUAAAGCAGUAAGAUUUACUAUUGUUUCCUGCUUUUUGUGUUGGCAUAGCAAUUUGAACAAAUUAUCAUUGUAACAAAUGUGCUUAGUAGGUUAAAGUGUUGAUGAUCAGCCGUGACGCUAAAAGGUUUCUCCUUCAAUGAGUCCUGUACCAGUGUGGGAAGGACAAGUCCACGAGAAAAGGUCUAGUUAUUUACACCCUUGUAAAUAACAUUGCUAUAGGUCAUUUUGACAUUAGUGCAUUUUGUAGAGCGGCUUCUACGCCAGAGCUGACAACACCACCAACAACUCUCUCUCUAUAGGUGAAAAUUCAUUUGAGCCUGAUUUAUGAGCUUUGUUAAAAUGGUGAAUUCAUCUCCAUGGGAUCAUUUUACUAUAACAUUCAAUAUAUUUAUUUUUUAGUUGGCAAAUAUGUCCUACAGUGUAGGACAUAUUUGCAUGUUUCAAACAAAUAUAUAGAUCAUUUUCAAAUACCCUUUGGAUUACAGUGGAAAGCUUAUUUAAGGCAGAAUAAAAUUUAAGCAUCCAACAGACCACAGCGGUUUGGAUGGCACAGACAAGAGGGAUCAGAAAUGAUUUCAUGUUUCUGUCUGCGUACGUUGAAGCAAGUUCUUUAGCUUCAUAAUUUGCUGUGCUUUGUUAUCCAAUGUUGUUUACCAGCUCAAUUACAUUUUAUUCCUUUUACAAGCAGCACCACCAUAAGCAAUAUAUAUUUAGUAAUAAAAAGGGGGAAGUUAAAUGAAUCCCAAUGUUGCAAUUUAGCCAUGCUGAUGUUCCAAAUGUACAUUUAAGACCACCUGUGGCGAAUAAAUGCCUAGCUGUAUUAAAAAUGCACUGUCCAUGCUUUA
This is a messenger RNA of Fundulus heteroclitus (mummichog), 3978 nucleotides long. RefSeq names its product zinc finger protein 648 (gene znf648). The transcript has 2 exons. Gene Ontology annotation, biological process: regulation of DNA-templated transcription. The coding region runs from base 208 to 1482 and encodes 424 amino acids. NCBI's taxonomy places the organism in Eukaryota, Metazoa, Chordata, Actinopteri, Cyprinodontiformes, Fundulidae. The record is from RefSeq and is a predicted model, not a curated record. Gene Ontology annotation, molecular function: DNA-binding transcription factor activity, RNA polymerase II-specific; RNA polymerase II cis-regulatory region sequence-specific DNA binding.